Cucurbita moschata (crookneck pumpkin) is the source of this 990-nucleotide messenger RNA. RefSeq names its product transcription factor MYB59-like. Bases 131 to 760 code for a protein of 209 amino acids. NCBI's taxonomy places the organism in Eukaryota, Viridiplantae, Streptophyta, Magnoliopsida, Cucurbitales, Cucurbitaceae. Gene Ontology annotation, biological process: regulation of DNA-templated transcription. The record is from RefSeq and is a predicted model, not a curated record. Gene Ontology annotation, cellular component: nucleus. The transcript is spliced from 3 exons. Gene Ontology annotation, molecular function: DNA-binding transcription factor activity; sequence-specific DNA binding.
GAGAGAGAGAGAGAGAGAUUGUGGCUAUACACCUUUCCACCAAGGCUUAUAUAAAUGCCACUACUUCAUACCCAAAUUCCCCCAUACCAAAACAAAAGAAUCAUUAGCAACAAGAAAGAGAAAAAAAAGAAUGGUAUUGCAAGAGGAAAGUAUGAGAAAAGGGCCAUGGACCGAACAAGAGGACUUCCAACUCGUCUGCUUUGUGGGUUUAUUCGGUGACCGGCGAUGGGAUUUCAUCGCCAAAGUAUCAGGCUUGAAAAGAACCGGCAAAAGCUGUCGUCUCCGGUGGGUUAACUACCUCCACCCUGGUCUUAAGCGUGGCAAGAUUACUCCCCACGAGGAGCGUCUCAUUCUCGACCUCCACUCCAAGUGGGGAAACAGAUGGUCGAGGAUUGCUAGGAAGCUUCCUGGUCGAACAGAUAAUGAAAUAAAGAAUUUUUGGCGAACCCACAUGAGGAAAGUGGCCAAAGCCGCCGGUCAUGAUCAUGUAGUGGUAUCGCCGUCGUCCUCGGCUCAAAUCAUAGAGAUCGGAGAAGAACUAAUAGAUCGUCGGGAGGAGGAGGACGGUUAUUCGAUGGAUGAUAUUUGGAGAGACAUUGAUGAUCAAAGUAAUGUUAUAAACCAAGUUUGUGAUCAAAGUAACUUCGAGUGUGGACCGAUGUCGAUGCCGCCGUGGGAUUACGGGGAGUACUCGCCGUGGACGGUGGUUGAGGAAGAGAACAAGGUGUUUGACUAUGGAGAGGCUGUGGCUCUAAGUUGAAACUAAAGGAUUUGAUUCAUUUAAAUUUGUGAAUAGAGUUUUAAGUUAUGUUAUAAAGCUGUGCUGUGAUGGAGGAUAAGGGAAAAGCUGUGAUUUGUGUAGCAAUGGAGCUUCCUUGGCCCACUUUCUAAGCCACUGUUCUAGUUUUGUGUAAUAUCUUUCCACUUUUUAGCUGAAAGACAACAUUUCAGACAUCUAAUAAUAGUUAUGUUUGUUGUUUUUUCUAAGAA